Messenger RNA from Aspergillus puulaauensis, 4161 nucleotides. RefSeq lists its product as uncharacterized. The record is from RefSeq and is a predicted model, not a curated record. The coding region runs from base 1 to 4161 and encodes 1386 amino acids. The transcript has 8 exons. NCBI's taxonomy places the organism in Eukaryota, Fungi, Ascomycota, Eurotiomycetes, Eurotiales, Aspergillaceae.
AUGGAGAAUACCGGUAAUGACACGGAUGUCCUAUCGGCUGGUGAUCUUCUGCCUGACCCCGAAUUUGAUGAACAUGGAUACGACGCCAACGAGGAAGUAUUGCUCCUGCAGAUGAUGGGCACAGCCAACGAUGCCGUUUCACCCAAUCUUCAAGCCGUCCUAGACGACCGCGUCGAUAUCGGGUGGCCUACUGGGCAGAGGCAGCAGUCUCCUCUCCUCAUGGAGCGCCCACAGAGCUCGGGUAUUGAUACUUCAGCUUUCAGUUUUGCGAAGCCGGCUCAGAACAGAAAGCCCUUUUCGCUUCAGCCAGCUUCGAGGCACUCUUCAUCUGGUGUAAACCAAACAAAGCCAGACCGGGCGAGAGGCAGAGUGGGUCAUGACUCAGGUGAAGAGCAGGGUGAUCAGGACCAGACUGCUGUUUGUGCCAGCACUCGAAAUGCCGAGUUUCCAACGUCCCCAAAUAAUGUCGAGUCCUCUUCUGUAACAAUAGAUAAGAGGCAGGAUACGAGCGAGCAACUUAUACUCUCUACGCUGCCAAGUACAGACGCAAGAUCCCAAUCCAGAGCUUCUAUGGAUGGCCAGACCGACCAGGUCUUACCAUCUGAGCCGGCCCCCGAAGAUGAUCAGCAGAAUCAACCAUCCGAGCAUGACAUACAAGAGGCGGUAGUGUCUGGGCCUUCUAGUUUGGAUCCCAGCCAAACCCCGAACCAGUCGACUAUUAAUGAUGGGCGACUCAAUAGACUGCCCUCUUCCGAGGGCUUGGACUUGGUGCAGAAUGGCUCGUCCGAAGCGCGGCCUACUGAUCAUCCGUGGAAAGUUGCAAAACGGCGACACAGCGACAAGCGAAGGGCGACAAAGAGAGUAUCGUAUGCAACAUCAGAACCAAGCCUGCAAGUUCCAGAAGAGGCACUGUUUCAACAGUUAAUCGGCCGAUUGAGGGCUCGGGAGGAAAGCGAAGCAGUGGCCUUGGACCGACAGAAAGAAAUGGAAACAAACAUGCUAGCACUGAGCGAAGAAAACAAAGUUUUGAAGGAGGAACUUGAGAUACUCGGCUCCAAGCUACAGAGGCGAACGAUGGAAUCCAGGGCCUACAAAUAUCACACGGAUUCAUGGAAAUCGAAACUGGCAAAAGUCAAGGUAUUCCUUAACGAACUCGGCACUGGCUAUCAGAAUCUCCGCGGCGAGGCAAUACAUUUCAAGGCAACCCGAAAGACGCUGGACAAGGAACGUAAGGAAAUAACAGAAAGUAUUGGAGAUAUCAAAUCACGAAUGUACCAGAUAUCCCAAGCCUCUCAUGAGAGGCGAGGUUGUCUUUCGGAGGCGCAGACCCUUAUGGCCUCAUUAGGCGAGCAACUAAAAGAUGCGAGAGAAAUGGCACGGUAUUCUCAAGACCAGCUGGCUGACGAAAAGAGAAGAUCCCGCUUGCUCGAGCUAUACAUACAGAAUUGUUCACGCGCUCAGGACAGAAAGCUCGAUCUUGUCAAGACUAACCAGCUCGAAGCUAUGAAACAACUUGAAUUUACCUUCGAAUCGAUGACCAAACGCAGUGAAUCGUCCCACGCGGUCUUUGGUGACGCGAUUGAACAAAGAUUGAAUGAUCUCAUUGCUUUAGUCGGCACCUCAAAUGAAACAUUGUCUAAUGGCAAACUAGAUCUAUUGAAAUGCAGCGAAGCUAUCCACACAUUUGAGACCCGCAUGGAUUCAAUGACACUCCGGAUGGGAGAGGAUAUUAAGAGCAGCUCAAACGUCGCUGACGGAAUGGUAAAGAGUUUGGAAGAGCAACUUCAAAUAUUCACAGACAGCGUGAGCGACAGAUCAGCCCUACACAAGCAACUCACCGCUAGCGAAGAACGUUGUAUUCAUCUUCAGACGAAGCUAGAAGGAGCAACACCAGCUUUUGCGAAACUUGACUCGAGCGUUAAUGGAUUGCGGGAAAGAGAGGUCGAUCUUGGACAGCGGAUGGAGUGUCUGGAAGCAAGACUGGCCGAGGUCAAACUUCCGAAGCGAUUCGAAGACGACUAUUUCCACAUUUCGGAGAAACUGAAGCUCGAGAAUGAGAUACAGCAACUACAACUCAAGUUGGAGUUAACGAAAGAGAAGCUGGAGGCUCAGUAUUUGGAUGGGAAGACGAAACAGGGUGACUUAGGUGAGAUGACGGAACGAGCCCACAAGACAGAGAAGAAUGUAACGAAACUCGAAGAGCACAUUGCUCAACUGCAAGAGAGGAUCGAGGAGACGGAAAAUGAGGCACAAGACAACAUUAAAAGGGCAGUUGCAAGCGCCAGAGACAAGUGCAGUGCGGAGUUCGAAAGACGAUUGCAUGAACUACUGAUGGAGAAGGUCGAGCUUGAGGGGGAUGCAAAGCGAGCCAAGGAGAAACUGGUUGAAUUACAACGCAAAUUAGUUGAGGUUGAAGACUCGACCAAGAGACAUCGCAAGGAUCUAGAUGCAUUGUUUUCUGAGCGGCAAAAGCGAAUCGAAUACCUCGAAGGCACCCAGGAUGAGCAAACUGCAAACAUAGCCAAACGAGACGCAGAGAUUGAAAGGAUGAAAGAACGAGUGGAAGCACUCAUGGAGCAACAAAAUUCUCUCCGCAGCCAGCUCGAUGAAGCGCUUCGAAAGUCAAGCAGCUUCGAGGGCGAGCUACUGAAAACCACGACAGACAGCCAAGUGUCCCAACAGGUCCUGCAAGACAGAUUCUCUGCCCUUAAGGCUGAGAUUGCGUGGAAAGAGGAGAAUUGUCAAGCUUUGAAAGAAAGUCUUUCUUCUGCCCAAAACCAACUUAAGGGGAAAGAAGAGGAGUGCCAGGAUUUACAGGAUAACCUUCACGCAAUUCAAGGUGAGCUCCGUGGGAACGAAACGGAGCGACAGGCCCUGCAAGAUAACCUCUCGUCGCUUCAAGACAAAGCCACGGAGAACGAAGAGGCACACCAAACCUUGCAAGACAGUCUUUCAUCCAUCCAGAGCAGACUCACGAACAAGGAAGAGGAGUAUCGAGUUUUGAGUAAGGAGCUCGAGGAGUCAAACAAUAUACGAGAAGAUCUUGAAUCUGGUAAAUCGAAGGCAAAAUCGGAAAUUCAUGCUCUGCUCAAAAGGGUGCAGGAGGCGGAAUCUGCAACAAAAAUGGUCAGAGAAACCCUCCAUCGGAUGAAUGUCGCGCAGCUAGAUCAGUCACUGCCGGAGAUGAUGGAUCAGCUGGAGAAGUCAUUCCAGGCAGCCAGCUCAAACCAAGCGGCAAUUGUCGGUCGAAUUUCAUCUCAAGUGAGAACGCCUGAAACGUCGGCAAGAGUUGCAAAUUCUGGAACGGACCUCAAUGCUGGCAACCAAGGAGAAGUGCACACGGAUCCAGAGGAUAAUGAACCAAAGACGCCGAUAAACCAUUAUGACGAACAUUCGCCGUCGAAGCAGGGUGGGCACAUAAUCCCGUUCUCAAGUAUAGCAAUAUCCCCUACCCACUGCGACGUUGCAGAUGAUGAACCGUUUGACUUCUCUUGCAUGCUUAUGCACACCCCUGAAAGAACAUCAGCGCAGCAGGAACUCAUGGCCCCGCCGAGACCAGAAAAGGAACCCCCGUCAAUGGAGGUCAUUCCUGGAGUGAAACGUGUUUCAAGUGCCCAAGGACCAAAUAAACUGCGUACAGAAGACCAGCAUCUGAGUAUUUCAGCAGAUGAAGCUCAUCUUCAGCCAAACGGCCCAGCCCCAACGCGAAAAGUCUCUUUUGUGAUGAGAAGCACAGCUGCAGAAACAGAUAGCGUUCAAGUUCCGGAUUCGCAGGAGAAGAAUUUCCAAAGCAAUCUUUUGGAGUCGUCACUUAACGGAGACAACCCAACACGAACCAAUCGAUGGACGUACAGUAAACGCCAGCGGGAUACAUCGACAAAGCGGCAAGACGCGAUGACGAGCGAGAAAGCAUAUUCUCAGACUGACGACCAGGAGGCGCACAAUAAAAAAGUGAAGGCUAUUGCGGAACCUCUUGCGACUGCGACCCAGGCAAGAGCUGGGUCAGAACUUCAUGAUCACCGCAGGAGUCCUACCAGGCUGGCUUCCGGAAGCAGUCGCACUUCCUUGGACCUACCGGUUAUCGAGCAAAAAACCAGACGGAGGUCAGGACGAAAGACACGAGGUGACAAAUACAAUGCUCGGUUUAGUCAGGACGCCUAG